AUGCCCGAAAUUGACUGGAACGUAGAGAACACACGAAUCCUUUGUGGUUUGAUGGCCGAGCAAGUUGAGAAAGGAAACCGGCCAAAUACAUUCUUGAACUCAGUUGGUUAUGCUGCGGUUGAGAAAGGAUUCAAAGAUCGGACAGGUAUUGAAUUGAACAAGGGCCAAAUAAAGAACAAGUGGGACAAAUUGAAGGAAGAUUUCAAGGCAUGGAGGAAGAAAGCUAGAGCUGAUAUUCCAGGCUGCGGGAAGUUUAGGAAGCAGUCACUUCAAAAUGAAGAUGAGUUAACAAUAUGCUAUCAAGGAAUCGUUAAUAUUGGUGCUGACCAUUGGACCCCUUGUAGCAACAAUUCUACAAUGGCUGCAGCACCUACUGGCACACAAGAUGAAGAAGUUGCUGCACAAACUGAGGAUGUUGACGCACUAGGUGGGACACAAGACGAUGAUGACAUUGAGGUUACCCCUUCCCCUAGUAGUGGCAAGAGAUCGGCAAGGCCUGUCCAGGGUACAGGCAAGAAGGCUAAGUCAUGCAAUGCAGUCCUCAUUCAACAAGCAGCCACUAGUAUGGCUAGUUCAGCCCAUGCAUAUGCUGCCAAGAAAGAUGGAAAAUUCACUAUUGAUGAAGUGAUGAAGGCAGUUAUUGCUUGUGGUGCUGCGUAUGGAACCGAUGAACACUACAUUGCCACUAAAUUGUUUAUCAAGAAGGAGCAAAGGGAGAUGUUCAUGACCUUUCCUACUGAUGAAAUUAAGUUAAAUUGGCUUCGUAGAAGUUAUGAUGAUAGGCAUGCACAGUAGGAGUGUUUCCAUCGGCUUGUCUGUUGUAU
Molecule: messenger RNA, 824 nt
Organism: Sorghum bicolor (sorghum)
Lineage: Eukaryota; Viridiplantae; Streptophyta; Magnoliopsida; Poales; Poaceae
Product: L10-interacting MYB domain-containing protein
Exons: 3
Coding region: 1-795 (264 amino acids)
Source: RefSeq, a predicted model, not a curated record